AUGGUCGUCAAUUUGGCGCCGGCCCUGCUGCUAUCGUUGGCGAUGGUGGUGGCGGCGCAAGAGAAUCCAUCAGAAGCGUGCACGAAAGCGCUCAACGAUUGCGAGAAUGAUUUGGAAUGUCAAAAUCGAUUGGCGCCAAUGAUGGCCGCAUGCACAACCGGCACAUGCCAACCGCAAUGCCGAAGCGCCGUCCUCAACGUCUACCAAAACAAAUUGGGUCGUGUGCUUCUCCGCACCGACGCCACCUGCAUUCCGGGACGCGACGAGCUUCGCGCGUGCCACUUCCUGCCGGCCGAAUCGACCGUCCAUUGUAGUCUCGGCAAACUCGCGUGCGAAGCCGAUUUGCAGUGCAAUUCCAAAUUCGGCGUGUUCAUGUCGGAAUGCGAGCCGGACGCGGCGCGUGGCGUGUGCUCCGACAAAUGCAAAUCGCUUCUGAAUCAGACGAUCGAGACCGCCGUCGGAGCGGUGUUCAAUAAUUGCACGUGCACAACACGCGAUGACCAAUUAUGCACCAAUUUGAAGGAUAAUUUGCUAGCCGUCUGUUUAAAGAGUGCUCCGGGCGGUGCGACCCUCUCACCAAAUGACAACUCGGUCACCGAUGGUCCCAACGAUUUGGCCGAUUCCUACGGACCAUUGAGAACUGUGCCGUUCGCGUUGCUCGCCGUUCUCAUUGCUUAUUUCAUUUUCUAA
Molecule: messenger RNA, 690 nt
Organism: Caenorhabditis bovis
Lineage: Eukaryota; Metazoa; Nematoda; Chromadorea; Rhabditida; Rhabditidae
Source: the annotation of a GenBank genome assembly